This is a messenger RNA of Mugil cephalus (flathead mullet), 6978 nucleotides long. RefSeq names its product alpha-protein kinase 3-like. Gene Ontology annotation, molecular function: protein serine/threonine kinase activity; ATP binding. The record is from RefSeq and is a predicted model, not a curated record. The coding region runs from base 552 to 5468 and encodes 1638 amino acids. Gene Ontology annotation, biological process: protein phosphorylation; cardiac muscle cell development. Gene Ontology annotation, cellular component: nucleus. Lineage: Eukaryota; Metazoa; Chordata; Actinopteri; Mugiliformes; Mugilidae. The transcript has 14 exons.
GUUUCAGAGGAGCAGCCAAGGACUGGCCACACAAGUCGUUCCUCCCUCUUCCUGAGUGCACGCAAUGUCCACUGGUGACAGAAUACAGAAACACACUGCCCCAAUUUGUUUUUGUUUGUUUUUUUCCAAUCUUCUCUUCCUAUUCAGGGGAUUACAGAAUCUGGGACGACCUUAAAAUUGACAUGGGAUAACCGUCAGUUUUUCGUUUUUGAAAGGAUUGUUUUUUAUUUCCUUCCAGACCUUAAACUGCUUUUUUCUCUCUUUUUUCUUUUUUGCUGGUGGCAUAAUGUUUUUUCUUUUCGUUUAUAAAAUGGUUGAAAGGAAAGUUUUGGAAAGUGUGAUGUGCUCUUGUGCCUAUUUGCAGGCCGACUAUAAAUAGUUCAGGAGCUUACGCAUGCUCAUGUUUGAUUGGAAAUCUCAGUCAGUGCUGUUGGGUAUCUGUCAAAGGAAGGAAUGAAACUUCUGAAUGGUUGUAGGAAACCCCAAAACUAAGUAAUUUCUUCGUGGAGGACACAGAUUCUUUUCUUGAGUAUAACUUUAUCUGGUGUGAAAUGGGUUCACGGAGGACGACAUCACGCUUCUCUUUUGGGAAUGGACGGUCCGGCAAUGGAGAUGGUGUCAGUGGUGGCGGCGGCGGCAGCAGCAGCAGCAGCAGUCGGCCCGGUGGCUGCAGCUACCUCUCUAACGUGAGGCCGGAAAACAGGAGCACACUCUGCAGCAUGAUGGCACAGUUGACAGAAGAGACGCAGCCCUCCUUUGAAACUACCCUGAAGUCAAAAGCUGUGUCUGAAAAAUGCAACGUGAAGUUCUCCUGUGUGGUUACAGGAUACCCUGCUCCUCAAGUUAUGUGGUAUAAGGAUGACAAGCAGUUGGACAGAUUCUGUGGACUGCCCAAAUAUGAAAUAUUCCGUAAUGGACAAAAUCAUUCCCUGCACAUUUACAAUUGCACUGUGGAGGAUGCAGCUAUAUACCAGGCCUCAGCAAUGAACAGUAAAGGUAUUGUGUCCUGCUCUGGAGUUCUGGAGGUGGGUGAAAUGAACGAAUUCAAAAUUCACCAGCGCUACUUCUCUAAGCUCAAACAGAAGGCCGAGAACAGACGCUUGGAAGUGGAAGAAAGUAAAGAAAACCAGGAGCCGCUACGAGCCAUCAGUCCAGACCGCACGCAGAGGAAACGGCGCUCUACAAUGGAAACCUUUCUCAGCACGCCAAGCUCCACAGAGGAUGAAGGCAGCGAGGAGAACCAUCAGACGAUUACUGUAGAGGAGAUUACUGAGGCCGGGAUACAGGAGGCCACUGUAGAGGAAGCUGAAGAAAAGUCAGUCCCAGUCACUAAUGGAGACGCUUCUGCUUUAACUAAUGGACAGGCCACCAAUGACAGUGGAAGCAAGGGUGGGACAUACACCUAUGACUCUGUCCAGAAGAUUUUCACUCCACAUCAACCCAAAACACCCUAUGUCAAGAAGAUUAAAAUUUUGAAUGGUGCAAAAGUUGCAAAAACAGAUCCUCUUGGGGAGAGAGUGUCUGGGGAGAGGAAGUCAAAAGAUGACACUUCACCACCUGCAGGUCCAGCCUGCACAGUGGCACUACAGAAUAAUACAGGGAAUUCAGAAGAAGCUAUGGAAGUAGAGCACAUUGUUAAUGCAUCGGCUGUGGAUUCAGACUCAAUAAACACAGCAGAGGAACAUCAGAAGUCCACACCAGAGGACAAAAUGCUUGUGGAACGGCCUUCAAAGGAUAAAAACACAUCUACUGAGGCAACUGUGCCUUCAGAGAGGGAAAGGCUCACCGCUGCGCCUCCAUCUGCAAGUCAUACCGUGUCAGGAACUGAGGGUAAAAUACCUGCAAAACAUGAAAGGGAAGGUGGAUGCAAAGACAGGAAAGAAAAUUUGAUGAAGCAGAGACAAAAUCUUCACACGACACCAUCACAGUCAAGUGUUUCAUCAACACUCCUGAAGGACAUCCGUACUACAGAGCAUACAGCCAUGGAUGUUGAUGUGAAGUCAAGGGGUACCUCUGAUGGAUCUUUACCACACAGACAUAGUGAGUCGCCGGAUUCUUCAUUUGACAGUGAGAUUGCUUUGCCUCAGCGCCUGUGUGAACCGGCUGGAGAUCAACUGCCUGAGAAAGAAACACGCCACUGCCAAAGAGACGCGUCUGUGCCUCAGCCAGCCCUGCCAAGUGAGGUUACGCAGGCCCAUACAAAGAUGAACAGGAAUGAUGCACCUGCUGGCUUUAAGCUACCACCUGACGAGUAUACGAUCGGCUCGCAACCACCUCAAAAGACUCCCAUUGAAAGGGAGACCAAAACAGAUGACAUCCAGACCUCUGCUUUGCACAGUGUUCUUCAAACGGCCAUUGACACAAUGGCGCAGGACACGCAGGAUCAUUCCAAGGAAAGCAAUGAAAGCCACACUAUCCUUUUAGCACACAUACAGAAGUCUUCCCUUGAAAGCCCUGGUGGUGGGGAAAAAACCCAAGGGUGUAGGGUUUCGGCCGCCGUCCUGCAAAGCCAAGUUGAUACGGCAAUAAAAACUGUUGAAGGGACAGAAAUACAAGAUGGGAAGGUAAAGACUAACGAGAUGGGUAAGUUAUUACUACAGCCUGAGAGUGUGGCCCCACAGGAGAUUAUAGUCGAUAUGGAGACUGAAACUAUUGCUCUACAUACGACAGAGCAAAGUAAAAACGACAAGACCAACGAUGCAGAGAAUAAAGACGCUAGUGUAAUCGUUGCAGAUACGUCUUACAAAGAAACUGAGAAGAAUGAACCCAUGUCAAAAGCGGUGGAGAAAACUAGUUCGGAAUCACAGAAUCUGAAGCCGGACAAAUUAGAAACUGGCCUCCCAGACUUAACAAAAACUCCAGAUAAAAUAGACUCAGUCGAACAUCUCAUAGACUUCAAAGAAAUUCCAAAGCCAGUAACAAAAGUCAUAUCUGUCGCUGAGCUUUUGAGGUCACAAAUGAAAGCUCUGGACUCCACGCUAGCUAAUCAGGAAGUAAGAGAUGAUGGCAGAAAAAGUGAGAAAGAAGUGAAGAAAUCAAUGCCGGACAGGGGAACUGGGAUGAGCACUGACAAUACUCCUCCCACAAACAUAAAGGCAACACUUAUCGAGGUUUAUCAUCAGCUAAAUAAAACUGAUCAGGAACAAAUUCAGACUCAAGGUGCAACUUCACCACCCGUUCAGGCUCUCGGCAUCCCUCCUGUCUCUGCCAUAGACAAUGGCAGCACAGUGGACAUUACAGGACUUGAUGGGUGUACCAAAAAAUAUAAUGAAGGUGUCAUGGAUAUUGGCCUGGAAACUCAAGAAUCAACUCUGGUCCCUUCAAGAGAUUCACAUCCAGAGGGUAAAAAAGUAAAACCCAGUUUUCCUCCUUUGGCUUCAGAGUACAAAGUGAUAAACAGUGUUCCAUCGAUCUCAAAUUCACCUGGAACCGUAAGUCCAGAAUCUGACUUCCGACUUACAGUAACACAUAUGAAGACAAGUAUUCAAGAGCCAUGUGUUGCUGUUUUAGAGCAAACCAAAGAAGAACCUGUUCAAGGUAAAGACAUGGAAUUUACACAAAGGCUAACUCCAGAAAUUAAACUCAACAGCAACAGUGAACGGGGAAUUGCAGAAAUGAACUUGACACCGCUUUCUGAUCCAUGCAACAUGGAAGAAGGUAAUAUGAACACAAGUUCUUCAAAGAGUACAAAAAUGUUUCCCACUGAAAGUGAGCUCAGGGCUGGCAGACAUGAGAAUAAUCUCCAGCUUAUUCAGCAGGAGAGCUCCAUGGUAGAGGAAUGUUUAAGGCCUGAUUCCUUAGCCAGUCCAACUCCUGGACCUAGUUCAUUGUUGAAGAAAAGAAACGGUGUUUCUCUCAUCCCUUCUGCUACUCCACAAGAGUUAGCUUUAGGGGCACGUCGUAAAAUCCUAACAGCCAAGGCCAAACCUGAGGAGGCCACAGAGCCCACAACAUCAGCUGAAACUCAGAAAAAGGGUGGACCCAUACCGGACAAUAAGUUUUCCACUAGUUCUGUGUCUCCAAGCCUAUCUCGACAGUCACCUCUACUUCAGCCAGCAGGUGAGCCAAACUCUCUCGUAGAAAGACGUUCUCCACUCUUGACCAGAAGGAAGGCGGCGACAGAAACUCCAACACCAAGCCAGCUACCUGCUGGGGAGAGCAAUACAGAGGGGAAACCAGCAGAGAAGGACAAGUCCAACCCAUUCAAAGCGCCGCAGGUAAUCCGUAAGAUCAGGGCUGAAAGCUUUGCAGACGCCUCCGGACACUUGAAACUGUGGUGCCAGUUCUUCAAUGUUCUUGCUGACUCCGUUAUAAAAUGGUACAAAAAUGAGAGGGAGAUUGCUCAGGUUGAAAGAAAGGCAGGGGACGAAAGUCACGUUAACCUUGCCAUUGUUCAGGCUUCAGGCAUAGACUCCGGUGUUUACGGAUGCUCAAUCACAAAUGAGUAUGGGACAGACUUGACAGAUAUCCUCCUCAGUGGAGAAAUCUUGGCCGGAAUGUCGCUGCGUGAGGACCUUGGUGUUGGAGAGGAAAUCGAAAUGACACCCAUGAUAUUCAACAAGGGUGUGGCUGAUUCUGGCGCCUUGGGCAACAAAUUCUUUGGCCGUAUAAUGAUGAAUGAAUCUCAAAUUGGAGGUGGAUGUUCUCAUAAAGUUUGGAGGGCAAAGGUCAUCUAUGGACUGGAGCCUGUGUUUGAGUCUGGAAACACAUGCAUCAUUAAAGCAUGCAACCCCAUCGCUUAUGAAGGCAAAGAGGAGACUCGUCUUAUCGACAGGAACCUAGACAUCAUGAAGCAGGGUUGUAAAAUCCAAAACUUGGCUCGAGAAUACUGCAAAAUCUUCUCUGCGGAGGCAAGAGUUAUAGAAAACUUUGGGCCCUCUCUGGAGGUGAUUCCAGUCUACCUGAUGUACCGACCAGCUAACACUGUCCCCUACGCCACAGUGGAGACUGAUCUGAUAGGAGUGUAUCAGAAGUACUCUGCCCUGGAUCAUACAGGCAGAUUAGAAACCAGGACUGGUUCUGAGGUGGAGCAGAAAUGUUGUGCCCUGCAGCACUGGAUCUUUCAGUGGACCAAUGGGAAUCUCCUUUUCACUCGGCUAGAAGGUGUUGACACCAAGAUCACCAAUGUGGGAAUUUCAGUCAAAUCAACAGGGCAUCAAGGUUUAUCCGUUGAAGGGAAUCCCAAAGUUUUUGAGCAGUUUGUCUCGCAACACAAGUGUAACUACUUCUGUGGUUUGCUUAGCCUGAGGUCACUGAAGGUUAUGGAUUCUUUAAUGACACCAACUAAGCCCAAGGGCUCCAGGAGUCCCUUACUUCAGCGCAAGAUGGCAGCUGGCUCCUCCAGCCCUCAGACCGGCAGGAAAGCUGCUGGCAGCCCCAGGGUUCCCAGGAAGGCUGAGCAAGAUGGAAGGAAGACCCCCACUAAACAAAAAGGUGAUGAUGUUUCCAAGGGUGUUAAGACCGCAUAGAAUGAGCACAUCUUAACGAGAUUUGACAGAUCACAUACUGUAUAUUCACCAAGAAUGCAGGCUUAGCUGGAGAAAAGACAGAAGCCCAUUAGCACCUUUAAAAAACUACAGACACAAGGAGAGAGCUUUAUUAAUAAUAUGACUUAACUGUUUAAUUUUAACAACCACCAUUCCUUGCCAUGAAUCCACCUAUCGUGGAGUGACGCCCUCACAUGCUCACGUGGUGAAGUGCUAUUAUAUCUAUAUGGCUAAAGCUGUUGCGUAAUAAAAGUCUUUCCUGAAUUUGUAUUCUAUCAAUCAAGUACCAUGGGUCACAGAUUGUGGAUCUCAGGUCAGUGUGUCGGUACUACAUGAAUAUAGGACGUUUUAAACUGAAGUGGCAUUACGUGCUGUCUACUGUAUUGUGAUAAUGCUUUUUUAGUUCGACUCAAGAAAAACAUGAAGCAUGUUUUUAAAGCUGGGAGUGAUCUGCCAGUUUUUUCCUUCAGGAAUGUAACAAGCCUAAUGUAGCCUCAUGAGACACUGUUGUACAGUGUCUAAUGGUGCUCUGCCUUUGUAUUGUAACCUGACAUGUUUACUUGGUAAUUUACUUUGCACUGCAUUUUUUUUUCUUUUUUUGAAUCUGCACCUUUGAAUGCAACUGGCUGUACAAUAAAAGAUAUGAGUACAUCUUUUAUGUUUGGAGAUGCUGUUUAAGUGCACGGCGUGGGCUUUUUAAGUCUUUUUAGUGUCACUCUCAAUAGAAAUUUACAUAUCAUAGACUGGGCUGAGUAAUGAAGGUCAUUCCACGCAGCUUCAUCAUUGUGUGUAUGAUUUGGAAAGAGAAUUAAAAUGGUGUUAUCUCAGUGACUCCUCUUACAUGCAAAUACAUUUCUGUCACCAUGACAAGUAACAUUUACAACGUAGCAUUUUUCCGUAUUUGCACUGGUUCUUAGAAAAAUUUAAAUAUUUUAUCUUUCGCAGCCUAAUUUCUACCUACGUCGGAAUUUAUGCAAAGUAAGCAUUAAGGGGAACUGAAUGUAAAAAGAUAAAAGAGAGACUUGUACCACUGCAUGCUUAGUGACAAUACCACUCAAGGGCAAAUAUUUUUCUUUCACAGAUAUUAGAGAAUGUGUUUACAGGGUGAAAGGCUAACUUCAUCAUGAUAAUCAUAUGUGAUUCCCAGUCAUUAGUGAGUCAUUGCUUAUGUAAGCGGUGGCCUCACACACAAGUGUGAACAGUGCUGGAAAGCUGAAUCUAUCGGAAAAAAAAAAAACAAGGUCCACUUAGUGUCACAUCUGAUGAUGUCCAUUAGCUUGAGAGAGUUAGAGGUUGUUAACAUAGCAGACAGAUGACAGAUAUUGGUGUGAAGCAGCGGAUGCUUUCGUUAUGCAGCCCUUAUUCUUCCUUUCAUGCAACGACGCCAAUGAUGAAGAUGCCGGUACAGGAAAUCGUACCGUUCAAAUGCUUUUGUCUGAUUCUUGUUUUGUAGUACAGUUUUAGAGUAAAAUAAAGACAUGAGUUUAAAAGA